This is a messenger RNA of Priceomyces carsonii, 402 nucleotides long. RefSeq names its product Pga26p (gene PGA26). The coding region runs from base 1 to 402 and encodes 133 amino acids. The record is from RefSeq and is a predicted model, not a curated record. Lineage: Eukaryota; Fungi; Ascomycota; Pichiomycetes; Serinales; Debaryomycetaceae. The transcript has a single exon.
AUGCAAUUUACUACUUUGUCACUCGCUACUGCCUUGAUUGGAGCUGCUGCUGCUCUGUACACAAACGCUACCGUUACUACUGACAAGAUUGUUACCAACUAUGUAACUUACUGCCCAGAAGCAACUGAGGUUGUCGUCAAGACCUGCCACGAAGAAGUUUGUGCCCCAACGACUAUCACUGUUACUGCCGAAACAACUUUGACUGUUUCCGGAGAAGUUGAGGUUCCUGAGACAACCACAAGCACUCUUGACUACACCAUUACUUCUACCCUUACCUGUGAUUGGUGUAACGCUGCUACCUCUGUUGCUCCAUCGAAUAUCACCACAUUUGAAGGUGCUGCUGCUAGAAAUGCUGCAGGUUUGUUGGCCGGUGCUGCUGCAGUCGCUGCUGCUUUAGUAUAG